Molecule: messenger RNA, 3051 nt
Organism: Heterobilharzia americana
Lineage: Eukaryota; Metazoa; Platyhelminthes; Trematoda; Strigeidida; Schistosomatidae
Source: the annotation of a GenBank genome assembly
AUGCCUCAAAAACCAGUGAUUGUUCGUGCACUGUACGACUACAACCGCCAACAUACAGAUGAGCUUUCAUUCAAAAAAGGCGAUGUGCUAACAGUGGAGCAACAGUUGGAGGGUGGUUGGUGGGAAGGCAGCUUUAAUGGAAUUGUUGGCUGGUUUCCAAGCAAUUAUGUAACCUUUGCUGCUGUUAGUACAGACGAAGAGGUCAAUUUGAAAACUGAUGAAGGUUUGUUAAUUCACCUACAGAGCUUUCAGAAAGAAAUUAUACAACAUAUUCUUGAAGGUGAAUUGAGACAGGUCAAUGAAUUAUCCCAAUUGUUGUCAAUUUUCCUGAUUCCCCUAGAACCUCUAAUCCACUUAUCAUUUUUGCACAAACUUUUUCAUUUAAGAGAUUUAUUGUCCCAAGCGAUUAAGACACAUAAGCAUUUAGCCUCAGUAUUGAGUGAAUUGAAAUGUAUCCAGGGUCCGAAACGUGUGGGUCUUUUGUUUCUCCGUUUCGCUCCAGCGAUCAAUGCCAUUGGUUGUGAUUAUUCAAAAAUAUAUUUGCAUGUGAUAACGGGAUUGAAAGAACAUAUUAUAGAAGUUACACGACAUAUGGCUUCGUUCAGCGUUAGUUUUCAAAUGUCCCAUUGUGAGCAACAACUGGCUUUGGUAUUUGAACGUCUGGGUCGUUAUCCUUUGCUAUUGAAAGAGAUGGAGCGCUAUUUAGAGGAGUCACAUAUCGAUCGGGCUGAUAUUCUCAAUGCAAUACAUGUCUACGCUGAAAUAUCUGAAAGAUGUGCAAUCCUUAGAAAAUUUAAAGAAUAUGAUAUCGAUUUAUUGUUGUCAAAGAUAAAUGGAUGGCAAGGAAAACCUAUUCAAGAACUUGGUGAUCCAAUUCUCACUUUACAUAUUCUACUGGUCAGCAUACAAACGUAUGAGUCACAAGUAUUUCCGGAUUUCAUUUGUACAGACGCUAUAAGGAAGAAAUCACAAUAUUCUGUAUUGGUUAUUUUUCCCACAUGUGUCGUCUUAUUGCUGAGAACAAAUCUGUUCAAUGUUUAUGAUUACGCUACCAAGAUUCCACUGAAUCUCCUUGCUGUGAAUAGUUCAACUGAAAGUGAAACCAGCUUUGAUUUGCUAGUUAAAGAUUCAAACUCAACCAAUGUGGAUUUUAUACCAUCGUGUAAAAUAUCAUUCGAUUGUGCAGGUCAUAAUGCUAGAGAUCUCCUAGUGUCUACACUGACUGAUCUCGUACAAUACCAUACUCAGGAUGGACAACAACAGACAACGGAUGUUGCCCAAAGUAGUGCAGAAGAAACUCAAAAUAUCCCCGUUGAUCCUGUUAAUUUAUCCGACCAAAUUCGUACUGGUAAACUGACCAACUGGUCAUGGAAUGAAUACUUACCACAGGAUGAAUGGUGUACAACAUCAAACGUGGUUGAAAAUCAAAAUUUCCAGUCACACUACCAUCACCGUGAUACUCAUCCACAUCAUCAAUCUGAAAUGAUGAUGACAACAACUAUGAUGGAAGAAUCUUUGAAUUCCAAGUUGUCUAAUACUACGGAAAAUUUAAGUAAUCAGCAAAAUUCAUUGAAAGGUAUUGCUAAAAUCUCUUUAGCCAAUAAUAAUCAGGAUGAUAUCGUAGACAUUGUCAACACUACAAUCACUACCACCAAUGAUAAUAUCAGUAAUAAUGAGAAACUUCGUCUAUCAUCGUUGAAAAGAAAUAAAGUGUCUAGACCAUUAACUGAACCACCAGGCAAUAGUAUAAGCAUUGAACAAUUGAAUAUCGAAUCUGAACGACACCAACAAAAACAACAGUCCUCCUCUAUUGUGCCAAAAUUAAUCACCGAUGCCUGUCAUUCAAAGCAAAUCUCAUUGGGAUUAGCUGGGUAUUGUGAAGUUCCAGUCUCAGAUGUACUGAUAACAUCAUCAUCUUUAAAGCUAAGAUUUCUACCUCAUAAAAUCAUCACUGAUGCACAUAUUCGUUGGUUUGAGAAGGAUACGUCAGCCAUGGAUAAGCAAUUGAAACAGUUAUCUACUGAUCCAUCGGUUACUGUCCCGAAUAGAAAUAAAGAAGAGACAACAGUAUCAUCAUCAUCAAAUAGUGCUUUAACUCAUGCUAUUCGUUAUCUUCGUAUUGAUGGUCCAUUGGAUUUCUUUCAUCCUAGCGAUAGAACUGGUUCCGUGAAUGGUUUAAAUAGCAUAGGACUUUCAAGUGCAGCUAAUGUUAUUGGCGGGUUUUCCAGUAAUACCGUGGUUUUUAGUGGUGAUAACACAACGUCUGGUGCUUCAGUGGACAAUCGUGUACGACCUCAAAGUCCUAAGAUGGUUGAAUCAGCUAAAGAAUCACGUCGUAAACGGGGCGGGACUUUACAACUUUUAUGUAAUCAUCGACAGAAAAGUGCCAUCACUGUGGAGGAUGUUUUACGUUCUGUGGGGAAAAUACAUGAAAACGAACUUCGUGCAGCGGAUGAUGCAAAAAUUCUACAAGUUAUUGAGGCAUAUUGUGCUAGUUCAUGGACUCAGCACAGUUGUCGAACGUUGGAUUCUGUAAAAAUUAAUUCUCGCGUAGGUCAGUCUAUUCUAUCUCCAAUCGAGACAAAAACCUUACUACAGCAUUUUCUACAUCCAAAGAAAUUGGGAUCUUCUACGUCUACAUCUUCAUCUUCUUGUGUACAUUUUCUUCAGCAUGAAUUGAAUUCACCUGUAACUACCACCACCGCUGCUGCCGCCAUGGCUGAUACAAAAUUACCUCGACAAAGUUUACCUCAUUCUUUACUUGUAUCAAAAUCAUCCUUGAAACGCUCUGAAUCAAAGAAUAAAUCACAAACGUGUCUAUCACGCGACUCUACUGUUUAUCGCAAUCAACCUUCGACUAGUAUUAUUACUAAUACAUCGUCCGUCAGUAAUACUAUUCCCGGUUCUACUAUAAAUUCAAGCAUUUCAUCUCAGCCUAGUCAGUUAUCAAAUUACAAACAGACAACACAAGGCGGCUGUGGUGGCGAAUCGAUUAUUCAAACCUUCUCACCACCUCCUGUUGUUUUGCCUACACGAAGUGGUCGACGAUAA